This is a messenger RNA of Anopheles merus, 3056 nucleotides long. RefSeq lists its product as uncharacterized. The transcript is spliced from 2 exons. The record is from RefSeq and is a predicted model, not a curated record. Bases 1941 to 2282 code for a protein of 113 amino acids. NCBI's taxonomy places the organism in Eukaryota, Metazoa, Arthropoda, Insecta, Diptera, Culicidae.
UCGGAUAUUUGUGCAGCACGUUAUCGCAGUUAUCGUAGGAGCUUUGUCCGUCCUUUCGACACAGUGGAUAGAGAGCAAAUGAGCUCGCUGAAGCAUCACACGGGUUUCGACCUUCAAAAACAAUUCUGUUGUCAUUGGGUUUUGACGUUCAGCCAAGAAAGCCCUCUGCGAAAGAGUAAAUGGGGAAUUGCAGACAAGGCGAAAUUGGAAUUCGAAUUUCCGUACCGUACCUCCACUGGAAACGAUUCCGGUUUGAACUGAACUGGACAGAACUCUUCUGCGAUAAGGAUAGUAUACUGCUUAGUGAUAUUAGUUGGAGUGACACAAAACAAAACAGAGUUGCUUGAGUUCUCAUCGAAACAAGAAACUUCUUAUCAAUCUGAUUUAUCACGAGGAGACAGACUCUCCCCUCAUAUUUCUAAAUACUAACAUGGUAUAGACAAAGAACAACUCGCUAAAAACUCACCCUCAUAUUUUUUCAACGAUCAUAUGAUACGAAGGUCAGGUGAGAUAACAUAAAGUCGACCAUCUGUGUGUAAAUGUGUGAAACAAACACAGCUUUGAAAAAUGUAGUUUAAAUUUAAUUCAAAUUAAUUAAUUGAGCUACUGCUAUUGAGCUGUACUUACAGUGUCUUUACAGUACAGUGACCAAAGUGUGAAGCUUCCCACAUUGUUUUAUCAGAUUUGGCGAAAACAUUAUUUCUUAAACCUGUUGUUGUCGUCCCCAAUUGGCAGAGAUAGUUUAAAUACAUAACCAGUUCUAUUUAAAUUCUUGAGUUCUAUUUAAAACUGAGAGUGUUCUAUAUCCGUGAUCGUACCGGUACAAAUAAUGUUUUAUUGUGGUGUCUGUUUUAGAAUUACAGGUGUUUAGUCUCUGAUGGUGCGUCCGAGCCGUUGUCGUUUAAAAAGACGCGACUGCAGCAAUGUCACAGGGAUACACGUAAGAGUUACAGUAAGAGCUAGGGACAUUAAAGCGACGAAUGUGAUUCUCAUGCUUUGCUGAUCCUGUUGUAUGAGACGCGUUGAACCAUCAACGACAAUUCCAUGGCUGCAAAUAUUCACAGACACUCACUGUUAUGCUGUAAACACACAUUCAUUUUAUUGACCAGUUGUCAAGAUGUGCCGAUAAAUGUGACUUGAAAGAUGCAACGAACAAACAUAAAACGAUGAGUACUGGAUGACAAGACUGGAUCAAUAUUGUACAAACAUGCAUAUUCGCACGGAAGAAACACUUGUGCUUACCUGUUGCUGUUAGAGACUGUACUGCAAACAGUCACCAACAUGCGAUUUGAUGGCGAAUUGCUAAAGAAGAGAAGCCCGAACUGCAGCUAGUGAAAUCCGCUUCAUCCGCGUCAAUCACUGACCUUCUAGGUUAGUAUAUGCCAGAAGACUGCUGGCAUACUCCGACAGAGCAUUAUUUCAUAGUACAUUUUUUUUAUUCAGAAAGAACGGCUUCGGGCGUAUUGCUUGACAAAAAUACAUUAACACAAAAGAAAUAGAUUUACAGUGAAUUAAAGAGGUGUUUUCAAGGUAAACGUACUCUCAAUUUAUUGUUUUUUACCGAUCGGUUGGCAAGUUACUAUUGCAGAACGAAGGUGAAAGAUGAAGGCACGACGUAUCAACAUUCAAAAAAUCAUAAUUUGGGAAAAAUAAGAUUUGUUGAUGUAAAUAUUUUGUUUACUUUAUUCUCCUCAUUAUCUCACAUAAUCUCACACGUAAGGGUUGCAGAGCCCUGGAAUUGUCAACGUAAACAUGCAGUGGUUUGCUGUGCGCUUGUUCAGCAGUGCAAUCGUUCUUUAUACUCGGGGCGGUCGCUUUCUGCUGUUUCGCUUCCAAAACGUUAAUUCUAUAUUCUUGCAGAGUGGAAUAGUGUUUUUACGCGGCUGGGGCUUCUAUCAUCUAACGUCGUUUUGAGCGCUCACGCCCUUCAAAUACUGAAUAUGGAGCUGAAGCCGAGUCAAGCGCUCGUGCCCGGUAGAGCGGCCGAUGAGUCGGAAGAGUUGCAGUUUCUGUUUUUCGAGGACCAAGAACUGAAACUAGACGAACAGGGGGACAAGGAGGAAAACAAGCAGCUACAGCAGAAUGUGAAAUUGUGCUAUGAACCUGGUAGUCAGUACUGUACCUUUUGCAUGACCACGUUUAUGCGUGAGGGUCACGUGCCGGGGGAGUCGUGCAACUUCCGGUUUUGCGGCAAAUACGACAGGCAGAUCUGUGAGCCAAUCAUCAAAGCAAAAUCAGAGGAAUAUGAAAAUAAGGAGCCAGAAAAGGAUAAAGCAAAAUGAGGGAAAGAGACGCGACGCAGCACACGCAUACGUACCAUGUAGUCGAACGAUGUGCAAUGGUCAACAUACACCCACGGAUUGUCGAGCGUUCGAUAUAAUUGUACGUAUCCCAAGAAAACCACAAGAAAACUAGUGUUUUCGAUUGGUUUGCCAGCAACGGAAAGGCUAGGACAAGGGUAGCCUAGGUUGUUUUUUUUUUUGUAUGGCCGUUGCUAUGUAGGUGAUUCGUUUAUCUCUUCGACUUGAAGAAGUUUUUUUCGCAGGUUCGCAGGGACCUUUUGCGCAGGUGCGAUAGGGCGUAGUGCUAUCAUUUGUAUUUAAUGUUUUCCUCAAUCGACCAACCGUAAGUGUGAUGAUUGCAGGGGUAGAACCCUCCUUUUAUGAGAAAGGUCUCUUUGUCUGGUGUGGCUCCGCCCGACGUUGUCUGCAACUCCUUGUUGGGCUAAAACAUAAUAAAGAAGCAUCACUAGAAAGAUUUUAGUUAGGGGAGGAUACAUUCUUCUGUCAUUCACUCUGGAGGUUACAAUGGCCUUAUGAGGAGAAUACUUACUUACUUACUUAUCCGGCGCUAUAACCGUUUUGCGACCUUGGCCUGCCUCACGAGUGUCCGAAACCGCUAAACCAUUGGUCUAUUUUGGGCCAAAAAGGUAAAACAGAUGACAUGACCAACCGUGAAAAACUGUUUGUUGCGCUGGAGAAAGCCUGGAUAAAUUUAAACCCUCCACACAUUCAAACCUUGUUGAAAGUAUGUCACCUCCAUGCCAAACUGGUAUU